AAACAGCUUGAAAAAUGAUUGAUUCCUGAGAAAAUAUCCAAAGAAAUUUUACUUUAUGGAAUAUCUCAGGUACUUGGCUCAAUAAUUCGGAGUCAUAUCAGCCGGCGAACGCCGAACACGUGUGUGAGCAGCUUUGCUCCAGAAAGACGGGAUAUGGUUUAAAAUUUAGGAGGGGAUUGUAGAAAAGUUGAACACUAGUCUGACCGGCUGACUCAUUCAUAAAACGACAGUCUGUUCUGGUGUGCUUACCGCCACUUUGAAACGCUUUGUGGUCUGCUUCUUUUCAUUUUAGACGAAAACUGAAGGAUUUUAAAAUUAUUAUGGCUACGAGAAAUCGAGAGGAACCAGUGAAACAACGAUAUCAAGCAAACGCUCGUGAAAGGGAUCGAACGCAUAGGUGUCAGUCUCAAGAAAUCCAAUCUUCACUGUGCAGCGUAAACACAGCUUUCAGCACCUUGAGAACCCUGAUUCCAACGGAACCUGCUGAUAGGAAAUUGUCGAAAAUUGAAACUUUAAGACUGGCAAGUAGCUACAUCAAUCACUUGGGUGCAGUUUUGGUAGCAGGUGCGAUUGACCAACCAUGCCUCAGGAAAGAAAAUCAUAGUUAUCAGAUAAAUCACUGGGAUGAAUCUCAAAAAAGGCCACAAGUCUGCACUUUUUGUCUCGCCAACCAUAAAAAAUGUAAUCUGAAUUUUGGGUCUCAAAUGAUUUCUGAUCGAUCCAGCAUAGAAAGUUCAUCCUACGUUGUAAUGCCGGUUCAUUCCGGCAAUUAUUUUAAUAUGAAUUAAACAUGAAUAUAAUUAGUCUAAUUAUUCACAAUUAAUUAUAAUUAAUGUAUAUAAAACUUGUAAAUAUAAUAUUUUCACUAUUUUUACAUAGUGAUUUUUGUAAUUAUGCAACA
Belonocnema kinseyi is the source of this 901-nucleotide messenger RNA. RefSeq names its product basic helix-loop-helix transcription factor scleraxis-like. Gene Ontology annotation, molecular function: protein dimerization activity; DNA-binding transcription factor activity, RNA polymerase II-specific; RNA polymerase II transcription regulatory region sequence-specific DNA binding. NCBI's taxonomy places the organism in Eukaryota, Metazoa, Arthropoda, Insecta, Hymenoptera, Cynipidae. The record is from RefSeq and is a predicted model, not a curated record. The transcript is spliced from 4 exons. Gene Ontology annotation, biological process: regulation of transcription by RNA polymerase II; developmental process. Bases 321 to 788 code for a protein of 155 amino acids.